ACAACAAAGCAAUACUAUUUUUAUAUUUUUCUUCUGCUUAAUUUCUCUCCCUUUCAGUUAUUAAUUUUCGAUUUUCCGUUACAGAAUAUAUAUGGGUGACAACUUCUUUUAUUCUUUUUGGCGCCAUUGGUGUGUGUUGUUUAUAAAGCUUCAAAACACCAUUUUUCCCUUCAAUUCGUUUUUAUAUCACAUACAUGAACCAAAAUAAUGACCCCUCCACUGGCGAAUUUAGUGCUGAACGUGGAUCAGGAGUAGAGGAAAUACUCUCGACGCCAGAUAAAUUGACGGGCAGCAUUUGGUUAUGGACCGGAUGCUCCUACGAUUCCUUUUUCAAUUUCACUUUCACUUGUGAAACCGGGGACUGCGGGGCUGGUGUCGAUUGCCAAGGCCCAUCCUCUACGUACCCCCCGGUUGGCGGGACCUCGGUAGGCGGUUCUAGACCGUGCCCUGUGGCGGACUGUGCUAGGAACAUCGGUGAUGUGUGCCCUGCACCGUUGGUGGCCACGAACAAGAACGGGGCUUAUGUUGGGUGCAACAGUGCAUGUGAUGCAUUGAAGGAUCCCCAGUCUUGUUGUACCGGAGACUUUGCUGAAGCCGCUUGUCAGCCUAAUGAUUACUCGAAAAGAUUCAAGGAUCUGUGCAACAUGGCUCAUACAUAUCCCGGUGAUAGCAAUCCUCCGGUGUACAAAUGUAGCGGUGCAACUAGUUAUACCAUAAGAUUUUGUCCAUAAUAGACACAUCAUAUGUAAUGCCAUCUCCUCUUUUUGGCCGUUGUUUUCAUUCUUUUCAGUUAGAAUGUAAGUACCAAUAGGAGAAGAAUAAGGAGAAAGAAAGAGUAAAAUGAAAGAUAGUUCAUUUU
Molecule: messenger RNA, 859 nt
Organism: Rubroshorea leprosula
Lineage: Eukaryota; Viridiplantae; Streptophyta; Magnoliopsida; Malvales; Dipterocarpaceae
Source: the annotation of a GenBank genome assembly